AUGGCGCCAAAGCGCAAGAGGCUCGCCGCCGCUGAUAGUCCUCGCAAGCGCGGCAAAGGCGGAAACAGCAACACAUCCAAGAAGACAAAUCCAAAGUCCACUUUAUUCACACUGCCUGCCGAGCUCAGGAACCGCAUCUACGAGCUCGCUCUUGUGACCUCCGAUCAGGAUACGCGGAUCCGAGUCAGACCCCAGCUCAAGUUUCCUGGCUUGCUAUCCACUUGUCGACAAGCUCGAGCCGAAGCACACAAGAUCUACUGGUUCCAGAACAAGUUCAACCAGACAGUCCGCGACUGCAACGGCAGCUUGCACAUCAAGUUCGAGCGCCUUCUCUUCGACAAUAUGGGGGAGGCAGCUUUUCAGAUCGACUUUACGCUGAUCGUAGCCGGCAGAAAAAGUUGGGCAAAUUUGCUUGAAUGGUGUCGGCAGCUUCACGCAGAUGAGAAUGGGUCAAGUGGGCUAAGAAUGGACCCUAACUGGAACGCGCAGGAAACUGUAGUCGCAGCUGCGCAUAGGAUCGCAUUCACGCAUGGCGAGAGUACGUGGGAAUGCUGUCUUGAAGCUCUGGGUGCUCUGCGAGCUGUUGCUGGACUGUCGAGUAAGAAGUGGCUGGACGACUACCGAGAGAACCAGCUAUAUUGGGUGUCGGUCAGGCGAAUCAGACUCCAGGGCGUCUUUGCUGGACCCGUAGAUUCGGUGAAUGGACAUGAGGCACAUGUGAUUCAUGUCCCGCUUUCCCGCCCUCACAAAGUCCUUGAGCAGAAUCUCACGCUUGUAGCUCACGCUGAAGUCUGCACUCUGUCACCAACAGAAUCUUCACCGCUACCACUACCACUACCACCACCACGAGAACAGAUGGCACUUAAACGCAAACGGAUCACCAACUCCGAGGGCGCCAUCCAACGUGCUAAGCAUGCAGAUGGAGUCGAGUCGCAAAAAGAUGAACAAGCACCGACUCUUCUUACCCUGCCAGCAGAGCUCCGAAACCGCAUCUACGAGCUCGCACUUCUGCGACCCGGCCUCAUCUCCAUUACGUCAAGCUUAAAGGCACCCGGUCUACUAGCGACAUGCCGUCAGAUCCGUGAAGAAGCAAGCAAGAUCUACUACCUGCAGAACAAAUUCGAGAUGGACAUUCGCGACUGCGACGGUACAUUGGGUAACGCCUACCUCCAGCUGUUGUCACGAUACGCGAGUCACGACACCCAAGCGCAUUUGAACUUCAGUUUCAUGGGCAAGAGGAACUGGACCAAUCUGAUGGUGUGGUGCAAGGACUUGUAUGAACGCCCUGGGUCUCUUUGUAUCCCACUACAGGACGGUCAAUGUCCUCUCGUUGCAGUCGUAGCAGCGGCCCACAGUAUCACGCUCUCGCACACCAAUAGCUCGUGGCAAGAUUGUCUUGAGGCGCUCAAGGCGCUCAGACAUGCUGUGGGAACGUUGGACAAGGCUUGGAUGAAGGAUUGA
Messenger RNA from Fulvia fulva, 1461 nucleotides. RefSeq lists its product as uncharacterized. Lineage: Eukaryota; Fungi; Ascomycota; Dothideomycetes; Mycosphaerellales; Mycosphaerellaceae. The coding region runs from base 1 to 1461 and encodes 486 amino acids. The record is from RefSeq and is a predicted model, not a curated record. The transcript is spliced from 4 exons.